Aureobasidium melanogenum CBS 110374 is the source of this 300-nucleotide messenger RNA. RefSeq lists its product as uncharacterized. NCBI's taxonomy places the organism in Eukaryota, Fungi, Ascomycota, Dothideomycetes, Dothideales, Saccotheciaceae. The coding region runs from base 1 to 300 and encodes 99 amino acids. The record is from RefSeq and is a predicted model, not a curated record. The transcript has a single exon.
AUGGGUGAGUUUGACAGAGGAGUCAAGCCUGGCAAUGCCUACCUUUCAGACUUGCCGCGCAUCGUCGACGGCGGAAUCAAAGCCCCUGAACUAUACGACCGAGGACGUCUGAACAAGCUAGAAGAUGAGGCAGAAAAGUUGCGACAAGUCAUAGAAGACAAGCAAGCACGCAAACGCAGAGGACUUAAAGAAUGGGCCAAGCUCAGCCGUGAGAGCGAGACUGCGAGUUUCAGAGCGCAGUUGGCCGAUGAGAAUGUGAGAGCGCUUGCUGGAGAGAGUGAUGGCGGUGCUGCUUUUUGA